GAAGCAAAUUAGAGAGAGAAAGUAAGAAGAAGAAAUCCUGAUUCCCCACAAUAGUCUGUACUGAGUGUCCUGAGUCCUCACUGAUGGACAAAUCUGGCACACCAAUAAUGCUUAAUAGGAAUGGGGACCUUUUCCAUACCAGACAACUCUACCUUUCUCUUCCUACUCUCUCUUUCUCUCUUCUUCUUCUUCCACCUACUCUUUCAGACCUUCCCUAAUAUAUCUCUUCUUCCUCCUUCUCUUCUCCCUAUUAAUUAAUUAACUCUUUUUUUUUUUCUCUUUUAAAAUAAAAAAACAAAUCAUUUUUUUCCAUUUCUGUUUGCAUUUUCCAAUGCUACUACAUCUAAAUUAAACUAAAUUUUUUACUUUUAAUUUUAAUCUUGGGACUCCAUCAUUUAUUACUACUCUUUUAUAUGAAUGUUUGUUUUCUUUUUUAAAAAAUAAAUAAAUUAGAGAGUGUAAUCAUAAGAAGAUUUGUUAUUUAUUGCAAAUUUGUACUUUUGAGUUCACCAAACUUUUGGGUUUUGCUAUUAUGGAGAAGCUCCGAGGACCCAUUAAUCCUUGUUUGAUUGCAGAAGAUUUGGAAGUGGGUUGGUUAGAAGAAUUCAUAAACACCACAGGAAAUCUCAAAUUUGAAGAUAACCCUUAUAAAUAUAAUCUUGAAGAAUGCAAUUAUGGAGAUAAUAAUAAUGCAGAUUAUUUUCAUAAUAAUAAUUUUCCAAAUUUAGAAGAUAAAAUCCCAUUUUUACAAAUGUUACAAAGUGUUGAAAUUCCCCAACAACAAGAAGAACCAAAUUUCCAGCUUCUUUUAAGAUUACAACAACACCAGAAAUUGAUGGGUUAUACUGAAAUUGAGAUUAAUCAUGGGGUUAAUGAUGGGUUAAUCAUGGAUUUGCCUGUGAUUAAAUCAGAAAAUGAUGGGAUUAAUCAAGUUAUUAUGGAAGAAACAAAGAAAUUUAAAAUUAAGAGAAAUAAUUUGGGGAAGAAUAAUAAUAAUAAUAAUGGUGCUAAUGGUGGUGUAAUUAAAGAAAAAAGGAAAAGAAAAAGAACAGUAAAACCAGCAAAAAAUAAACAAGAAGUGGAAAAUCAAAGAAUGACUCAUAUUGCCGUUGAAAGGAAUCGAAGAAGACAAAUGAAUGAACAUCUUAAUGCUCUUCGUUCUCUCAUGCCACCUUCCUAUGUUCAAAGGGGUGACCAAGCAUCAAUAAUAGGAGGAGCAAUAGAUUUUGUGAAGGAAUUAGAGCAAAUGCUUCAAUCUCUAGAAGCAAAGAAAAAAAUAAGACAAUAUGAAGAAAACGGCGACGUUUCAAUGACUUCAACAUCUACAUCUCCUUCCUCAAACAUGCAUUUAAACAACAAUGGAUUUAUGGCAUCCCCAUCAUCAUCAUCAUCAUCUCAAUUUCAAUUAAGGAAUCAAUUCCAUUCCCAAGAAGAAAUGAAAGGGAAUGGGAAUGUAGGGGAGGGAAUGGUAAUGAGGAAAAGUAAUAAUACAAAUGAGGAGUUUAGUGCAGAAAGGAAGUCAGCUUUAGCAGAUAUAGAAGUUGUGGUAAUUCAAAAUCAUGUCAAUUUAAAAAUAAAAUGUGAAAGAAGACAUGGUCAACUCCUUAAAGCUAUUGUUGCUUUUGAAGAACUUAGGCUCAAUGUUCUUCAUCUCAAUAUCACUUCAUUGCAUAAUUUGGUCCACUACUCUUUCAACCUAAAGAUUGAAGAAGAUUGUAAACUAGGAUCAGCAGAUGAGGUAGCAAGGGCAGUCCACCAAAUAUUCAGCUUGAUCAACCUCAGUCCUCAGCUAAAUUAGGUCAAUGAAAAAAUCUUUAGAUUUUAGUGUGAUUUGUUUUUUAAGGCAUAUAGUAUAGAGUAGUUUAGAGAAGUAGAAAAGGAGAAAUUAAAAAAAAGAGGAGAACAAAAUUAUAUGAAGUAUAUAAAUUAUAUUUUGACUCCUCAAAAUAUCACAUGGCUUCUACUAUAAAAACACAUAAAGAAGAAGCAUAUGAUGUUUUUACUCCUACUUGUUUAGGAUCAAGUUAAUGUUCUCCAUGUAUUGCACAAAAUAAUUUUUUUAUUUCUUUUCCUUUGAUUUAUCUUGUAUUCUAAGUUUAUUAUAAUUGUAGAGCUGGUUAACUGUA
Messenger RNA from Amaranthus tricolor (Joseph's coat), 2126 nucleotides. Its product is annotated as transcription factor bHLH57-like. The transcript has 4 exons. Gene Ontology annotation, biological process: guard cell differentiation. The record is from RefSeq and is a predicted model, not a curated record. NCBI's taxonomy places the organism in Eukaryota, Viridiplantae, Streptophyta, Magnoliopsida, Caryophyllales, Amaranthaceae. Gene Ontology annotation, molecular function: protein dimerization activity; DNA-binding transcription factor activity. Bases 533 to 1798 code for a protein of 421 amino acids.